This is a messenger RNA of Aspergillus saccharolyticus JOP 1030-1, 753 nucleotides long. RefSeq names its product putative cytokinesis EF-hand protein Cdc4. Bases 169 to 621 code for a protein of 150 amino acids. Gene Ontology annotation, molecular function: calcium ion binding. NCBI's taxonomy places the organism in Eukaryota, Fungi, Ascomycota, Eurotiomycetes, Eurotiales, Aspergillaceae. Gene Ontology annotation, biological process: mitotic actomyosin contractile ring assembly. Gene Ontology annotation, cellular component: myosin II complex. The transcript has 4 exons. The record is from RefSeq and is a predicted model, not a curated record.
CGCUGGUUGCUCGUCAUCUCAGCAAAGUGCAUGAUCUGAGUUCCCUUCACUCUUCCUCAUCCCAUUGCUUCCAUUCCUUCUCUCUCCUUUCUUUCUUCCUUUCUUUCUCUCUUUCGUCCUAUCUAUCUAUCUAUCUAUCUAUCUACCUGUUUUUGAUCGCAAUCAAAUAUGGCUCACUCACCUCAUUCUCACUACGAUCAACAGGCCUCGACCAACUACAAAGAAGCUUUCUCGCUGUUCGAUAAGCGCGGUACCGGCAAGGUCGCCAUCGAGUCGCUCGGCGAUCUCCUCCGUGCGUGCGGACAAAAUCCCACCUUGGCCGAAAUUGCAGACUUGGAGAAGAGCGUGGGCGGAGACUUUGAUUUCGAGUCGUUCUUGAAGGUCCUCAACCGCCCCGGAGGUUUCCGCGACCCCGGCGAGCCCGAAGAAUAUACCCGUGGUUUUCAGGUGUUCGAUAAGGACUUGACUGGGUUCAUUGGAGUGGGCCAACUGCGUUACAUUCUCACGAAUCUGGGCGAGAAGAUGUCCGACGAGGAAGUCGAUGAGCUGCUCAAGGCCGUUGAUACUAGCUCCGGUGAGAUCAACUAUACCGACCUCGUCCGCACCAUCCUUGCCAACUAAAUGACAUACGAUACCCUUUCCUAACGCUUUCCUGACGAAAUUCUCUUUUCUGCUCCCUAUGCGAUCCUGCCGCCGGAGUUUGUCGGCUUGACAUUAGAUUAGUUAUUUGUUAUAAAUUCUAGCUCUCUUGUA